Messenger RNA from Fraxinus pennsylvanica, 582 nucleotides. The record is from the annotation of a GenBank genome assembly. Lineage: Eukaryota; Viridiplantae; Streptophyta; Magnoliopsida; Lamiales; Oleaceae.
AUGUUAAUUUGCUUUUUUCUACUGAUCUUUACCAGUCCGGCUAAAGUGAGAGCUGGUGAAAUAGUUCAUGAUGAUAAUUCGGCUCCCAAAAAGCCCGGCUCUAAAACAAAACCUAAAUUUGCGAAGAAAUUAGCAAAAGAGAGUUCGUCUACGAUUUCUUAUUUGAUAAAUUCAUGUGGGCUGUCUCCAGAGAAGGCUAUCUCUGUUUCUGAGAAAGUACAUUUUGAAACCCCAGAGAGACCAAAUUCUAUGCUUACCUUUUUAAAGAAACAUAGGUUUAGUAGUACCCAUAUUGCUAAUCUUGUUAGGAAAAGGCCUAAGCUUCUUUUAUCCAAUCCUGAGAAAACCCUUCUGCCCAAGCUUGAAUUUUUCAAAUCUAUUGGAUUUUCAAAGGAUACCCUUCGGAGCACCAUCUCCAGAGACCCUACUUUAUUGGUGAGAAGCUUAGAAAAUCAUAUUAUUCCCAACUAUAAUUUUCUGAAGAGCGUGCUUUUGACUGAUGAAAAGGUUUUGGCUGCUAUGAAGCGAACAUCAUGGAUUUUUCUAGAGAAUCCUUCGAAGAAUCUUGGUAUAGAAGUAUAG